ACAUCCUCCAUAUAAAUGCCCUCGCCCCCUCUCGCCUCCAUUCCUCCAGCGUCGACCAUCCAAGCCAGGUCUUCCCAGCUCGAUCUGCCCCGGAAGCCAGAGGAGAGCAGAGGAAGGCUAUGGGCAACACCGGGAGUACAUCUCCUGCAAGCUUAGGAAAGGCUCAUGUUCCACAUUUACAAUGGAAGGUUCAUGACUUCUCAGCGCUACUUGAGACAGGAGCCAAGUCAGCAAAAUCUGCUCAUUUUCACUGCUCCGGGUAUAAAUGGUUCCUGAAAGUGACACCACCAAUGCAUAAUAAACCUGGCGCUGAAACUCCAUAUGUUGGUCUUUCUCUUAAGCUAGGCCGGACAACCCUGAAGCCGGGUGACACGGUAAAUGCCGUGUUUGAGUUAUCAGUAUACAAUCAUGCAAAGAAGAUAUACUGUGGACGCAAAGCUAGCCACAAUUUUGAUUUGAACAAUACAUGCUCAAAGGAUGAAUGUUUGAUUCCUCUUCAGAAGCUACUAAAAUCAUCUGCUUUUCUAGUUGAUGAUAGCUGUGUCUUUGGUGUUAAGAUAUUAAAAAUUAAAGUAUGUUCUCCUGAAAAGAAGGCUGUUAUGGUUCUGAAGAAGGCUACCACACUUCAGAACCUUUUUAUCCAGAAGAAAGGGCUCAUCAAAGGGACCUACACCUGGACCAUGGACAACUACCAUGAAUUGGACUUGAAGCGCUAUGUUUGUUCUCCUACAUUUGAAGUUGGUGGACAUAAAUGGCAUGUUGGCAUGUAUCCGCAUGGUUGCAGACACAUCACCGGCCACAUCUCCUUGUUCUUAUACCUGGAGUCCUCGGAUAAGCUCUGUUACGAGUCCGGGAAGGUAGUUGAAUUGACUCUAUCCAUCCUAGACCAAAAGAACGGGAAACACUCCACCAUCACUUCAGGUCUCUCGGUGUUUGGAGGUGAUAGCAGCUGGGGAUGGCCCAAGUUCCUUACAGUCAAUAGAUUCAAGGAUCCGUCUCGAGGCUAUGUCCUAGGAUCGAGAUGCCUUGUCAAGGCAGAUUUCACUAUUGUUGGCUCCAAUGAUGGCUAGAUCUUUAGCUCAUGGCCCUUGCAUCCUACUACUCCCUCCGUUCCAAAUUACUCGUCGCAGAAAUGGAUGUAUCUAGAACUAAAAUACAUCUAGAUACAUCCAUACCUGCGACAAGUAAUUCGGAACGGAGGGAGUACUUGCUAGUAUUGUGUCAUAUACUUGUUAAGUUUUUGCCAUAUUGUUUUGGUAGCAGUGCUAACACGACCAUCAUAUGGUGCUAACGACAAACUUAGCACUGUAAGUUGAGAACAUGUUAGUUUUAUUUCAGGCAGUGUGAUGUUAGAAACUACUUCAAUACGGAUGAUGCAAUUAUUUCGGUUGGCUUAUUAUCUCGCUAGUACAAUUUAAGUUUCUACCA
Molecule: messenger RNA, 1428 nt
Organism: Triticum aestivum (bread wheat)
Lineage: Eukaryota; Viridiplantae; Streptophyta; Magnoliopsida; Poales; Poaceae
Exons: 7
Coding region: 120-1070 (316 amino acids)
Molecular function (GO): protein binding
Source: RefSeq, a predicted model, not a curated record